CAUUACUAUCAAUGAAAAUACGAAGCAAAUUACGUUAAAUGUUCAUGAAAUUGAAGUUCAAGCUGCUAAACUUAAUAGUAUCGAUGCAUCAGAUAUAUCAUAUAACAACGAAAAACUGACCGUAACUUUUACUUUUCCAAAUGAAAUGCAAGCCGGCGCAUCAGCUGUUUUGAAAAUCGACUUCAAAGGAAAUCUAAAUGAUAAGAUGUGUGGCUUUUAUCGUAGUUCUUAUACCGAUGCUACAGGCAGCAAAAAAUAUUUAGCUACCACCCAAUUCGAAGCUACCGAUGCUCGUCGUGCUUUUCCUUGUUGGGAUGAACCAGCAAUCAAAGCUACUUUUGACGUUGCUUUGAUUGUCCCGACAGAGCUUGUGGCAUUGAGUAAUAUGAAUAUGGCCUCUGAAAAGCCAAUUGAAAAUAACAAAAAAGAAGUGAAGUUCGCAAGGACACCGAUCAUGAGUACUUAUCUUAUGGCGUUUAUCGUUGGAGAUUUGGCUUAUAUCGAGAAAUAUACAUCUGGUGAAUACAAUGAUAAAAAACCAGUUCUUGUCCGAUUUUAUGCAACUAAAGGGUCUGAGAAACAAGGCGAAUUCGCAUUGGAUGUUGCGACUAAGGCACUUGACUAUUUUGCUCGAGUCUUCAAAAUCCCAUAUCCCUUGCCAAAAUUGGACAUGGCUGCAAUUCCUGAUUUCGAAGCAGGUGCUAUGGAGAAUUGGGGUCUUAUCACGUUUCGUACAGUUGCAAUUUGUUUUGACCCAAAAGCAUCUAACGCGCAAUAUAAACAACGUAUAGCCUAUGUUGUGGCUCACGAAUUGGCCCAUCAAUGGUUUGGAAAUCUUGUUACAAUGGAAUGGUGGGAUCAUCUCUGGCUUAACGAAGGAUUUGCUACUUGGGUUGGUUAUUUGGCAAUAGAUGAAAUCUUUCCAGAGUGGGAUAUUUGGACACAAUAUGUAGUUGAGAGUUACCAACUAGGUCUCCAACUUGACUCCCUUCGUUCAUCUCAUCCUAUUGAAGUCCCCGUAAAUAAUCCCAGUGAAAUUCUUCAAAUCUUCGACGCUAUAAGUUAUCACAAGGGCUCCUCUGUUAUUCGAAUGCUAGCUUCCUAUCUUGAUGUGGAUGUUUUUUAUGCUGGUAUACGAAGAUAUUUGAAAGCUCACUUGUAUGGAAAUGCGAGUACAAAUGAUUUAUGGGAGAAUUUAUCGAAAGAAAGUGGGCACGAUGUGGGUAGAUAUAUGGCUGGAUGGACGAGAAAAGUUGGGUAUCCAGUACUCCAUGUUACUGAACCUCAACCGAAUAAUAUACAUGUCAAGCAAACUCGAUUUCUUUCAACUGGUGAUGUUACCGAAGCAGAUGACACUCAUAUUUGGUGGAUACCUCUUGAAAUUAGCAUAGGAAAAUUUACGCCUGAGAAUGUUAAAUCCCAGGUACUUACAACUAAGGAAGCUGAUUUCGCAUUUCCACAAGUCGAAGGAGAUUUCCUCAAGUUGAACACACACCAAGUUGGGGUAUUUCGAGUCAAUUACAUGCCUGAAAGAUUAAAGAAAUUGGGAAAGUCCAUCAAAAAUGGUGAGUUAUCGGAUACGAGUGAUCGUGUAGGCAUCGUAGCCGAUGUAGGCGCCUUAACAGUGAGUGGAUAUGGAAAGUCGAGUGGACUCUUGAGCUUGUUGAAUGAAUUCGAAAAUGAGGAUAAAUAUAUUGUGUGGGUUGAAAUUAAUUCUCGUAUCACGAAAUUUAUCAUCGUAUGGUUUGAACAGCCCGAAGCUGUUUAUCAGGGUCUUUUAUCAUACAAACGAAAAUUAUUCUCGAAAUUGGCACUCAGAUUAGGUUGGGAGUAUCCUGAGAAUGAAGAUUAUCUAACUGCAAUGUUAAGAACUUUGGCUAUUAACAGUGCCGGCAUAGCUGGAGAGCCAGAAAUUGUUAAGGAAGCUACGCGUCGUUUUAAACUUUUUACCGAGAAAAAUGAUCAAUCAGUUUUGCAUCCUAACAUCCGACAAGCCGUCUAUGAGACUGUAUUAAUGCAUGGUGGCGGUGAAAAAGAAUUCGACGCAAUUUUGAACAUUUUUAGAAACGGUCCAACAGUUGAUCAAAAGCUUGCCGCAUUGUCUGCUCUUGGCUUUGUGCAACAGCCUGAAUUGGUUCAACGUGCGUUGGACUUUUCCAUUUCUUCAGAAGUUCGUCAUCAAGAUAUUCUCUAUAUUCUUAGAAGCUUGCAAACGAAUCGUAAAUCAAGAAAACCAUUGUGGAACUUUAUCAAAAAAAAUUGGGAUUUGUUCCAAGAUCAAUAUGCAAAAUCAAUUAAAUUAUUCGAAUACGUUAUUAAGUUAGUAACAGACAUGUUCGCAUCAGACGAAAUAAUAAUCGACAUAGAGAAAUUCUUUGCUGAUAAGGAUAUCAAGAACUUCAAACGACCACUGCAACAGAGUUUGGAGAAUAUUCGUACGAACAGUGCAUGGUUGAAGCGUGAUGCCAAAGAUGUUGAGAAUUGGUUAGCAGCUAACGGCUACUUAAAGAAUGUUUCAUAA
This is a messenger RNA of Ambispora leptoticha, 2521 nucleotides long. NCBI's taxonomy places the organism in Eukaryota, Fungi, Glomeromycota, Glomeromycetes, Archaeosporales, Ambisporaceae. The record is from the annotation of a GenBank genome assembly.